Tauraco erythrolophus (red-crested turaco) is the source of this 419-nucleotide messenger RNA. NCBI's taxonomy places the organism in Eukaryota, Metazoa, Chordata, Aves, Musophagiformes, Musophagidae. The record is from RefSeq and is a predicted model, not a curated record.
ACAUGGAAUUCAACCCAUCAGAUCAUCCACGGGCCAGUACGAUAUUUCUCAGUAAAUCGCAAACAGAUGUGAGAGAAAAACGCAAGAGUCUCUAUAUAAACCACCAUCCUCCUGGGCAGUUGAGAAGGAAGUACAGUUCCUGCUCCACUAUUUUCCUGGAUGACAGCACAGUCAGUCAACCAAACCUCAAGUACACCAUCAAAUGUGUAGCUCUUGCAAUAUAUUACCACAUCAAAAACAGGGACACAGACGGAAGAAUGCUCUUAGAUAUUUUUGAUGAAAACCUUCAUCCCCUUUCGAAAUCCGAAGUGCCACCAGACUAUGACAAACAUGACCCGGAGCAGAAACAGAUUUACCGCUUUGUUCGGACGUUGUUCAGUGCUGCUCAACUGACUGCUGAAUGUGCCAUUGUCACCCUG